CAAGGAUCAUACCUGUUUCAAUUUUUUUUUGGUGAAUUUUAUCUACUUUAACUGCUACAUUUGACUAGUUAUCUGCCCGUCAACGGCUCUGUGAUGAUUUGGUCGCUUGAGUUUCGAAACGGGCUUCCAUUUUUUAGGAUUAGGCGUGUUAUGAAUCCUGCGAUUCUAGAUUAAGUAGAAAAAUGUAUAAUUUGCAGCAGUGGCGAGCAUAUGAGAGUUUUGAAUUGUGUAAGUGAAAAUUUCUAUUUGCAUACGUCUCACUAGAUUCUAGCCCUUACCAACCGGAUGAAAUUAUCCAGUCUUAAUCCUUUGGUUUGUUAGUGUUAGCCACCAUUUUUAUCUUCUUAUUGGUAAUGUGCCCCAUCCGCACAAAUUUUUGGACAGUCUACAGGAUUUGAAAGAUUGAAUUAUUGUUUUACUUCAAAAAACUUAUCCAGUAUUUUAUAACUUAAAUCUGUAAUUCAAUCAAAAAAUCCACCGAGCCAAGUAUAUUGCUGUCUAUUGCAUGGUCAGUAAAUUUAGGAAAAUGAAAAAGAGGAAAAUAGUAAAGCUAAUUUUUUGGGUUCAAGUCUAGGCUGCGGCACAAAACUUGGAUGUCUUGUUGUAGCAAGAGGACAUUUUCACUUUACCUUGUAUCAUUAUCACUUCUUUGUUGGGCUGUGGUCCAGCUGUAAAAGGAUUGAGAUUUAAACUUUUAAACCAGAGUUAAUUCGCAGGGUACCGUUUGUUUACUAAGCCAUACAUUUUCUGCAUCCAGCAGUUUCUCCUGGUAGGAAAACAAGCAUAUCAUCAACGGUCAACUUAUCGUAGAAGAAUUGGAUUCGUGCAACUUUGAUGAGCAAAAGUGAACUGCCUAGGAAGAUAACUGUAGCCAUUGGUGUCAAAUUAGCUGUGGUCUCGCAGUAAAUUAAUGAAAAUUUGUUUGGUCUGGCAGUACAUUGGAGGAACUUUAUUACAUCUGUCCCUCGUUGAUUUCAAGCAUAUUCCUGCUUUCCAGAUUGCAGUCCCUGAAGUCCUUAAUUUCCCUGGAGUUAAUGAGAACUAAACACGUUCGUUAUUGGAGUAUUAUUUAGUUUGUUAAGAAAAAAUUUCUUAUAAGCAAUCUAUUUCUUUUCUGCUUUUGCAUUUCUUAUCCCUUCAUGGCUACCCUCUUUUUAAUAUUAUUUAUUCGUAAGAAGAAAAGGGGUUCACCUAGCACAAAAUGCUGCCAUCAAUGGUUAACUAUCUGAGAAGAAAUGGAUUCCUGUAUUCUAAUAGACUAAGAAAAAACUUAUUCUUGGAUUUUGACAUGCUAAAAGAAAUGGACUCUUGCAUUCUGGUAGAGUAUACCGGCAUCGGCCUUCUUUGAACCUACAAUCUUGCAAGGUACUUCUGAAUACCGGAUUCUCCCUUUUCACAUGUACUUGACCUCAGAGAAAAAAUUUCCAAUUUUUCGCAAGUGGCAAAAUAUUAUGUUAUCUGUGGAGGCUGACCAGAUUAAGAAGAUCUGCUGAGUACUUGUCAACAUGAAAGGAAGAAAAAAAGGAGAGACGGGCAGUUGGCUUGAAAUCUAUUUUCUCCAAUGUACAUGUCUGCAGCUCUUUUGGCCAGCUAUUGUAAUGAAGAAAUGGCUCAAUAUCAAGCCAAGGGAGGAUGAGUUCAGUGCUGAUGAAAAGGAUACUGAAAGCGAGAUUGAUGAUGAUGAAACUAGUUGUGUUGAGAAGGAAACAGCUAGUAGGAAUGGCGGAAACCAUACCGUUUCACGUUUUCAAGCUACUGGAACUCCAUCCGAAACUUUUUUGUGGAGACUAAAAAGAGGAAAAUCAGUGACAAUGCGGUCCCAGUACAUAGAUACGAAGGAACUGAAGAUAUUAGUAGGUACCUGGAAUGUUGGAGGAAGGCUUCCGCCAGAUGAUUUGGAUAUUGAGGAAUGGUUAGAUACAAAAGAUCCUGCAGAUGUGUAUGUGCUCGGACAAGGUGUGCAUUAUUGCAGCUUCCAAGAGGUGGUUCCUUUGAAUGCUGGCAACAUUUUUGGUGCAGAGGAUAAUAUCCCUGUCUUGAAAUGGGAAAAUCUACUUCGCAGCACAUUGAACAAAACCCAACCUAAUAAAUCCAAGUUUAAAUGCUAUAGUGCUCCCCCUUCCCCAUCAAGGGUUAAUGCAUCUGACAUCAUUGUAGAUGAAAUAUUAUCUGAGAAUGAUGUAGCUAAUGAAGAUGUUAGCAUAUUACCUCAUCAACGAGAUACCCCUGUUGAUGUUCAUGCAGCCAAUGAUCCUAUAUAUCCUAGUAAUCUAUACAAUGUCAAGAAACUCUCCAGCAAUAUGGGGAGAAAACAAGCGACCUGGCCAGAGGAAUUAUUAAACUCGGAACUGCACCAUUCCAAAUCCAAUGUUAAUUUGAGAAGGGUCUGCAGUGAUUCUGGAAGGAUCAAAUCAGGGUGCACGGAGCCUCAAGAGACACAAGCUUUACGAUCUAGAGCUAAAUUGGGGAGGAUUUACAGCAUGUCUGAAAAGAUUAGUUUGAGCUGGCCAGAACAGCCACUGGAUUUGGAAGCAGGAGAUUCACUGUCCAGUGUUAGCUCCUUCAAAAAUAUUCAUCUCAAUGAAGAGCUAAGGAAUUGCCUGGAGACAUUUUCUGUAAUAGGUGCUGAUGCAAAAUCUAAAAAUCCCAAAAGUGUCAUGGCAGGCUAUGUACGAAUAGUUAGUAAGCAGAUGGUUGGAAUAUUUGUAUCUGUUUGGGUUCGUCGAUCACUCAGGAGGCAUAUCAACAACUUAAAAGUGUCUCCCAUUGGAGUUGGUGUGAUGGGCUACAUUGGUAACAAGGGAUCUGUUUCGGUUAGUUUGUCCAUCUAUCAGACAAGCUUUUGCUUUGUGUGUUCACACUUAACGUCUGGUGAGAGGACAGGGGAUGAGUUAAGAAGGAAUUCUGAUGUACUAGAAAUAUUGCGUCGGACACAUUUCCCUUCUGAUUCUGGAAUUAAACUACCUCAGACCAUUCUUGACCAUGACCGAGUAGUCUGGUUUGGAGACUUGAACUAUCGCCUCAAUAUGUCAGAUGAUAAGACACGAGAGCUUAUUGCCAAGAAAGGUUGGAAAGAGCUUGGUAAUUGCGAUCAGCUAAAAAAACAGUUGCAGAAGGGGCUUGUCUUUGAUGGAUGGUUUGAAGGAUUAAUAAACUUUCCCCCGACUUACAAAUAUGAAUUUAAUUCAAAUAAAUACUUCGGUGAAAAUUCAAAAGCAGGAGAGAAAAGACGAACCCCUGCAUGGUGUGAUCGUAUCCUUACGUUUGGAAAGGGAAUAAGGCAACUUUCAUAUAAGAGAGUUGAACAAAAGCUCUCAGAUCAUAGGCCCGUGAAUGCAACUUUCUUAGUUGAAGUUGAGAUAUUUUGUCGGCGGAAGCUUCAAAGGGCUUUGACAUUCACAGAUGCAGAGUUGGAGGCUGAAGAGUUACCAGCUGAAACAGAGGAUUUCCCUUUGUUGCAACAAUAGGAAUGUUCUGGCAUUGCAUCUCUUUAGUCAAAUACCUGUAAAUGGUGCAAGAUAUCAGUCUUGGUUCAAGGUACCCUGAUUGAAGAAGUUUCUGUUUUGUAUUGCCUUUCCAAGCAAUCUGAAUGGUUAAUUGUUGUUUGACAUUUCCUUUGUAUUCUUAUAUUUAACAUUACAUUUCCCUUCCAAUAGUGAGUCACAUGAGUAAUGCGUCCAUCAAAUUCCGCUUAAUCUAGGAGAGAUGGAUUCUUCCUUGUCAAUCCUUAUCUGACCCUUUGAGGGUAAUGUUGUUCAUUAAUUUUUGUUUUCUUGGAGACAAUUCCAAUAAGUCAGUAUUUGUAUAAUAUUUGUACUUCUUUUAAAUGAAAGUUUUCUAUUGUUCUUUUCCAAUAA
Cryptomeria japonica (Japanese cedar) is the source of this 3857-nucleotide messenger RNA. Its product is annotated as type I inositol polyphosphate 5-phosphatase 1. The record is from RefSeq and is a predicted model, not a curated record. Gene Ontology annotation, molecular function: phosphatidylinositol-4,5-bisphosphate 5-phosphatase activity; inositol-polyphosphate 5-phosphatase activity; phosphatidylinositol-3,4,5-trisphosphate 5-phosphatase activity. Gene Ontology annotation, biological process: phosphatidylinositol dephosphorylation. The transcript is spliced from 11 exons. NCBI's taxonomy places the organism in Eukaryota, Viridiplantae, Streptophyta, Pinopsida, Cupressales, Cupressaceae. Bases 1506 to 3467 code for a protein of 653 amino acids.